Sphaeroforma arctica JP610 is the source of this 187-nucleotide messenger RNA. RefSeq lists its product as hypothetical. The annotation marks the transcript as partial. The transcript has a single exon. NCBI's taxonomy places the organism in Eukaryota, Ichthyosporea, Ichthyophonida. The record is from RefSeq and is a predicted model, not a curated record.
GUUAUCGAGGAAGGUGAAAAAAGGAAAAGCAUAUCUACAGCGGGAGAAGUUGCCUCUCACUGUAGUGCUGCUGCUGCUCUUGUUGCUGGGGCUGUCUCUUAUGGUGAACGUGGUGAUGGUUCGGCAAAUGCUUCUGAAAGAUUACGAAUUCGAUAAACUACUCUUGGAUACGCUCGUCAAGAAUUAA